Ostrea edulis (European flat oyster) is the source of this 2534-nucleotide messenger RNA. RefSeq lists its product as uncharacterized. Gene Ontology annotation, molecular function: urea transmembrane transporter activity. Gene Ontology annotation, biological process: urea transmembrane transport. Bases 116 to 2398 code for a protein of 760 amino acids. NCBI's taxonomy places the organism in Eukaryota, Metazoa, Mollusca, Bivalvia, Ostreida, Ostreidae. Gene Ontology annotation, cellular component: plasma membrane. The transcript is spliced from 7 exons. The record is from RefSeq and is a predicted model, not a curated record.
GUUUACAUUGACACAGCGAGAGUCACUACCUUGACAUUUGAAGCGCGUCAUCAAAACAGUAGUGUCCACAAAAAACUGACAGCUGGGUUAUUAUGACACUGAAAACUUACUGAAAAUGAAGGAAGUGUGUCUUCUCCUUCUUUUAGGUAUAUUUGGACAUGCCAAUGGAUUACAAAAUAAUUCCUGUCGGUACAGAACCCUUGCUCCGUCGCAAAAUCAAAGCAGUAUCACCCCCAUAUUGGAAAAGUAUGAGUCUGCUCUGUUGAUGAUUCUUGGUUUUGCUGGAUUCUCCAUUCUCCUGGCGAUAAUACACAACUCAAUCAGAAAAUAUAUCUACAAGGACGCCCACAACCUCGACACGGUGUUUGAUGCUGGUGGCAAAGUUACGCUUAGUCUGACGGCUGUUACAGUGACGUCACAACUACUAUGGCCGGCAGACUUUUUACAGAUUACUACAAUCACUAUUAAAAGCGGUUUAGGGGGAUGUCUAUUCUUCGUCCUGGGAAUUGUGGUCGAUAUUCUUCUGUUUCCAAUCUUGUCAGUUGAACUUAAAACUAAAGCUCCUGGUGCCAAGACAUUUUUACAGAUAGUCUACACAAGGUUUGGAAAACCAGCACACCUCGUCUUCUGUGGCAUCGCCUUGUUCGCCAAUCUCGUGACUAUUACUGCGCUUCUCGUGGCCGGAAAAUCAGCCAUUAGCGUUCUUACAAAAGACGCCACAGACGAGUUCAUAGCGUUCGUCUUAUCUGUUUUAUUUGGAUCCUACUGCUUCCUGGGUGGUCUGGGCACCACAUUUUACAUUUCGUAUUUCAACACCGCAAUCACGUUUGUAAGUCUGAUCGUCAUUGUUGUUAGUAUGUACUUUACUGGUAACAUCAAUGAGAAUAUGGCAAAGUAUGUCUCUACAGAUGCCAUGUAUGAGGCUAUGUCCUGCAUCAAAUCUAGGGACGGAAAUUACGAGGAUUCUCUGAUAACAUUUCGAACAAGGUCCGGUGCUAUUUACGGGCUAUCCCUAUUUUUCAUGGCUACAUCCCUGAGCUUUAUCGACCAAGCUAACUGGCAAAGUAGAAUAGCUGCCAAACCUGUGCAAGGUGUGAUUGGUUUCUUUAUAGCAGCAGUUAUGUUCUUCUGUCUCCCAGCAACCAUUGCUCUACCAGCUACCCUCACAUAUGCUUCUAUGGCGUAUGAGAACGGAACGCACCUAUUGUCCCAGAGCGAAAUAAUAAAUGGCUAUAUUACACCGUUUGUGAUGGAGAAAGUCAUGGGUUCCACGGGGGCCUAUCUCCUAAUUACCUCAAUAACAAUGGCCCUUAUGUCAACUGGAUCUGGAGAAAUCAUGGCGGUGUCGUCCAUCAUAGUAUACGACAUUUACAAGGUGUACAUAAACCCUUUCAGACGUUUGUUAACACCUACCACUUGCGUUCUGUGUGGACGACAGAAGGUUCGGGGAAAGUCCGAACUCUGUAAUUGCCCUCCUUCACUUAACUGCACAUCAUGUAUAAAGGACUUGGCCAAAAAGGAAUACACAAAAGACUAUGCUGUACAGUACACGUGUCCGCUGCACGGAGACUACCGCCAUUACGAAGACCUUCUGAUGCACUACAAAAGCUGGUGCAUCGUAUGGGUAACCGUUGCGGUUAUUCCAUUCGCACUAAUUAUAUACGCCAGCAAUAUCAACUUAACAUGGGUCAUAUUCUUCCUCCAAGGUGUACUUAGUCCGUGUGCACUUCCACUGUUACUAGCUAUUAUAUGGGCGCGUUGUACGUCUUCUGCAGUAAUUGUAGGGAGUUUGAUCGGACUUGUAGGAUAUUUGGCAGCCAAUUUCAUCGUCUCAGAAAUGGUGUACGAAGGAGGAAUCUCAAACUUCUUCAUCAACACUGUCCAAGAUUAUAGUUUGCUGGCUGGCUGUGUAGUUGGUAUAACACUUAGUAGCUUUGGUACUAUUGUGACGUCAUUACUGACUAACAAAAUAAAGUCAGAGGAGGAUGUUGCUAGGGAAUGGGAAAAAACGAUUUCCAUCGACAACCCACUGAACCCAUGGCAACGCUUAUACAAAGAAGAAUUCAAACAGUUUCCUCCAGGGACCAAACCAACAGCAGCCAUAAUGGCCAAAAUAUUUCGUUCUGCGCGAUUUGUGGCUAUCUUUGGAGGAUUUGGGUUCGUCUUCCUCUUUCUGGUGGUCAUCCCUGCUGUUGUGAUGUCAUUUGAUGUUUUGACACGUGAUCAAUUUUCUUCCUAUAUAACCUUUUGCUACGUUAUAUGUUUCAUGGGGGCCGUGUUUGUUGUAGUUGCACCUCCGGCGGAGGAAAUAUAUCAGAUCAUUAAAACUUGGAAAAGUUCUAGCGAAAAAGAAAAUUUGCAGAAAAUGCCCCCUGAAAUUGAGCAAAGUCGACUAUAAUAAAAGAAAACAUAGAGGUAUACCAUACUAAUGUAUAAGAAGUCCCCUUUUUGUGAAGAUAUUAAAUAAAUUCCAAAUGCAUAGAAUUUUACACGGUAGAUUAAUUAUGUACUGGUAAUAAACAAUUUUUACCAUA